AGGUGCGCGGGGAGCGCAGGUGACGUCACCCGCUUCCCGAGGGAGCCUCGUUAGUUCGUUCGUUCGUUCGUUCGUUCGUUCCCUCGGCGGUUCAGCCGAAGUCCAGGCCGGGGACCCAUGGAGGCCACAGAUCGAGGCGCAGGCGGUGGGGCCGGCGGUCCCGAGGGUCAGCGUGGCCCGGGAGACCCCGGUGUCCCAGAUGGCCCCGGAGGCCACGAGGGCCCCGGCGGCGGCGGAGGUGGUGAGGGAGAGGAGUGUGCCACGGCCGGUGCGGCCCCGCGGGUCGCGCAGGCGCCAUGUGCUCCCGUCCCGGGCGCAGCUGCCGUGCCAGGGCUUGGCGGACACCCUUUGCCGGGACCCGGUGGGCACGGCGGUCCCACAGCUGGAGGGCCGGGGAGCCAGCCGCUGCAGUUCUACGUCACCAUGCCUUUCCCGUCACCCACGGAGGCACAGGUGGCCCACCAGUGUCUGGCGACACAGGGCCAGCCCCAGGUCGGGGCAGUUCGGAAGGAGUUCACGGUAUUCGGCAACGUCCUAAUUAUCCGACUGACUGCCGAAGACCCUGGCCAACUCCAGGUUUCCAUCGCCUCCUGUCUUGACCAGCUUUCCCUGUUGGUUUGGACCAUGCAGCGCUUCGUGCCCCCGUUUUUCAGAGUGCCGGAGCCAGGCAAAAGGGGCUAAUUGUAACCUAGCGUCCCUUCCUUCCCUAGGGCGUCCAUUCCGAUGCUGGUUGCCGCUUUAUUACGGGGGUCUAAUUGUUUGUAUUGGACUUUGGGCCUUGUUUUUCCCUAUUGCUGGAGGAGGGGCGUUCUUACAGCAGAAAAUAAAACUAUU
This is a messenger RNA of Prionailurus viverrinus (fishing cat), 834 nucleotides long. RefSeq names its product cancer/testis antigen 1-like. Lineage: Eukaryota; Metazoa; Chordata; Mammalia; Carnivora; Felidae. The record is from RefSeq and is a predicted model, not a curated record. The transcript has 3 exons. The coding region runs from base 118 to 681 and encodes 187 amino acids.